This is a messenger RNA of Aspergillus steynii IBT 23096, 4316 nucleotides long. RefSeq lists its product as uncharacterized. The coding region runs from base 69 to 4133 and encodes 1354 amino acids. Lineage: Eukaryota; Fungi; Ascomycota; Eurotiomycetes; Eurotiales; Aspergillaceae. The record is from RefSeq and is a predicted model, not a curated record. The transcript has a single exon. Gene Ontology annotation, molecular function: protein binding.
UUCUUACCUCGUGACGUCCGGACAACAAAUCCCGCCAUUGCGACCUUUGAGCCGCAGGCAAUCCAAACAUGGCCGAAUCUCCCCAACCAGCGACCAUUCCUCAGAAGAAUAUCGACGAGGCCAAGGCUGCCUUUGCUCGCGAUCGGCCACUUGUAGAUGAUCUCCGACCGGGAGCCUUCUUUGACGACCCGAAUUACCUCGACACCCUGUCUCGCGACGCCAAAGCUCUAAUCUGCGCCGUCCAGCAUUUUGGUGACAAUCCGGACAGACCGGGCCUAUGUCAUAUCCAGUCAGUGCAGGCGUUUGUGCGAUAUGUUCAGACUAAUGACCCGGAUCAACUGACCAUGGCGUUUGCCAUGGAAGCUAUGUCUCUCCGUUAUGUCCCACCUGGCCACCCGGGUCGUGGAAAGUCUAACAAUCAUAUGGGAUGUCUUUACCAGCAAAAGUGGGAGAAUUAUAAGAUCGCCUCCGAUCUCGACGACACAAUUCGACACUAUAAAAUUGCAGUGGACACUGCUAACGAGACCAACGAGACAAUCAGCGACUGGUCCUGUGAUGUGGCGACUCUUGUUACGACUCGCUGGAAACUCACCAAGCAGCCUAGUGACCGGCAGGAUGCACUCAAGUACUUUGACAAGGCCAUCGAAUUAGUCGGUGAUUCGCCGAAGCGAGCGAUCCAUCUUUCCAACAAAGGCGAAACGAUCCGUCUCACCUUGCACGGCAACGAUCAGGAGAAAGAAGCACUGCUUGCAGAAUCGAUCGGGUACCAUGAGCAGGCCCUUGAGCUAUGUGGACGCUUUUUGGCUCUAUCUGAAAAACCCCAAAUUCCUUACUCCAUGAUCCACCGCAACAGUGCCCAAGCACACCACGUGAAAUUUAUUCUAUUGAAACAACCGGGGGAUGCAGAAAAGGCUGUCUCCCUGCUGGAAAAGGCAGUCAAUUUCGAGACAGUGGGAACCGCCUCCUGGGAACGCUAUAUGAAUGAGCUGGCCGGCGUGUACAAUUCCAGAGCUCAGACCCCGGGUAACGCGGAACAUCAGGAAAAAGCAUCCAAACUGUGGCACAAAAUCAUUGAACAUCGGCCCAAUACCGUGGUCGCAAGGGUUAAUCUUGCAGAGAUCUACCGGUCCAUUGCAGCGGACUACUUGGGUGACCCUCGCACUGAAGAGACAAUCAACAAGGCCACGUCUCUGGCCUCAAUGGCAGUCGACAUGUCGACAUUGCAUCAGUCAAAGCCGGGACUGGCUCUGGCUCGCUAUAGCUCUGUGCUCUACACGAACUACGAGCUCUUCGGUAACAUAGAAGACAUCAAUCGGGCAAUAGAGCUUGCUCAGAGGGCAACAGAGGAUAAGAACAGCGACGACCUCUGGGAUCACUACCGCCUAUUGAGUCAAACUUUGAUCACUCGAUUUGAAAGUCUCCGUCGGCUAGAGGACCUGCGAGACGCCAUGGUGGCGAUCAACGAGGCCAUAAAAGCGUGCAACCCCGAAGACUUCGAACAGAAGGCGGGCUGUCAAUGGGUCUUGGGCAAGCUGACGCGGCUAACCUACGACACGAUGCCCAACGUUCAACUGCUCCGUCAGGCUAUUCAGGUCUUCGCGCUCACCAGUCAUCUAAUGUCCAAGAAAUCUGUCACAAGAUGCCUGGCCUUGAAUGACUUAGGGAAUGCCUGGGCGCAGCUGUUCAGUCAUGAGGCACUGCCUGAGCAGCUGGAGAAAGCCAUCGAAGCAUAUCGAUCGUCUCUCUCUGGGCUGCAUGAUAUUCUCAGCACGGAUAAGCAUCCCGAUAUCCUCAUGCUGAACGCCGCCCUCGGAACUGUCAUGAUACAGCGCUUCAAGACUUGGAGGGCUCAGACCGACAUCGACUCGGCCGUCACGUACUUCCGUCGCAGCCUUCUAGGUGUCCAUGAAAGCCAUCCACGGUACCCUAUACGUGUAGGCAACCUCUCAUAUGCACUGCAACUCCGAUUCCAGGCCAACGGAGUCAAUGGAAGCCUGGAUGAUUUGAAGGAAACUCAACGAUUACUCCGAAAUGCACUUGAGUCGCCCAGGUUGAGCAGCCCGGAUCUUAAGAAUGGGCUACUAAACCAUCUUGCCAACGCUUUUCAGUGCUCCUUCACCGUCAGCAAACAACCGACCGAUUUGGAAAAUGCGAUGAACUAUUACAACGAAGCCAUAUCGAUCGAGGGGGUUACGCCGGCAGCCCGUACCACGGCAAUGCUCAAUAAAGCUGAAGUGCAGAGGCUAACAGCUGUGGCCAGCGAGUUACUGUCUGACUUUGAAGCCAGCAACCGGACUUUAGAAGAGGCCCAGCUGGUCCUCAGCAAAGAUGACCCACAUUUCUGGACGAUUAUCCUACAGCAAGCUAACUUGUUGUACGGAAUUUACAAAGAUAAUGGGAGCUCGGACAUCAAAGACUACGGAGUUCGAGCCCUUGCAAAAUAUAAAGAGCUUCUUGAGAUACCCAGCUUGCCACCAGUCUCCCGUAUCAGCGUGGCGUCUCUCGCUGCAAGCCUCACUUCUGAGCUCUUCAACGACCAAGCAAAAGCCCGGGAUUACAUUCUAAUCAGUCUUGACAUGCUCCCCGAAGCAAUACUUAUGCAUGAAUCCAGACUGGAGCAAUUGAAGUUUGUCCGAACUUGCCAUUAUGUUCCAAGCAGCGUCGCCGCGUUGUCUCUCAGUGCAGGGGAUCCCCCAAGCACUGUUAUACAACGUCUUGAGGCCGGAAGAGCCUUCAUCUGGGACCGCAUCGAGAAUGAAACAACCCCGCUUGACGCUCUGGAGUCUCAGCAUAGUGAGUUGGCUGGCAAGUUCCGAACAAUACAACAACGGGUAUUCCAACAGGGCCGCCCGUCUGGGAAGAAAACAUCGCUGAAUCUCACCUCGGUCGUUCCGGGAGAUGUCAGCAGGCUUCAACGCCAACACGAUGCCGAUGCCUAUCGUCAGGUACUCCAGGAGAUUCGAGCCCUCCCGGGACACGCCUCCUUUUUGAAAGCACCGGAAGCUCCAGGAGACCUUCAAAGCUAUGCUACGGACGCCCCUAUUGUCUUCAUCAAUGCAAGCCUGUACCGUAGCGAUGCCUUGAUUAUCACUAGAGAGAGCGUUGAUCAUUUGCCACUCCCUGCUUUCAACAUGGAGCGUGUCAGGCUGAAUGCAGCACGCUUUAUGUAUGCCCUCGACAAGCUUUCCAGAGCUGAGGAGCAGGCAGCCGCUUUGACGGAGUACCAGGAAGUCAUGAAAUGGCUUUGGGCUUCUGCUGCCAAGCCAGUUCUCGACAGCAUUGACUGGCAGAAAUACGAAGCUGGGCCUUCUGGGAAACCACGAAUCAUAUGGGUAUCGACCGGGUGGAUCAGCGUACUCCCGAUGCACGCUGCGGGCGAUUACGAGAGUGCCACGGAAAGCGAAGAGCCUACCUGUGUGCAUGACAUGGUCGUCUCGUCGUACACUACGUCUCUCAAGGCUCUUGAAUCUAACAGACAGAGUGCCCGACGAAUCAACGCCGAGCCAAAGACCAGCUCCCGGCAAGCGAUGAUUGCAGCCAUGGCAACAACGCCAGGCUUGGGUCCAGAGAAUGACCUGGAGGUUGAACCUGAAAUCAGUUCAUUCGAAAGGUCACUGAGCCCUACAUUCAACGCCAACUUGCUGAGACAGCCGGACUCAAAAUCUGUUAUCGAUGCCCUGUCCACGGCAACCAUAGCCCAUUUUGCCUGCCACGGUCGCGCCGAUAAAGAGGACCCUUCACGAAGCGCAAUCAUGCUACAGGACAACCAGGCGAAAGUCCCGCCCUUCUCCGUGCGAACUCUUCUGAAACUCGAGCUCAAGACGUGUGGGCUUGUCUAUCUAUCUGCCUGCGAAUCCGGCGCUAGCAAGGACCUCUCACUGCGUGACGAGGGCAUCCAUAUUGCGGGCGGGUUCCAUAUUGCCGGUGUGCCGCAUGUCAUUUCCACACUAUGGAAAGUGUCGGACAGUGUUUCUGCCCAACUGUCUGGGUUGUUUUAUGAACAGCUCAAGGAUGUAGUCGGAGAGUUUAAUUUGGCCAGAGCACCACAUGCUCUUCACAUGGCACUCGAAGAGAUGAAACGGCAGGGUGUGCAUCCGAUGUUGCUGGGCCCUUUUAUUCAUUCUGGUCCUUGAGAUGUUUUUCGCAAUAUAGCGUUGUCAGUGUUCGCUUGGAGAUAAUGCUCGCUUUUCCUUGAAAGUAGUCUUGCAAGUCGUUGUAUCAAUUAGCAGAUGUCAGUCUCACACAAAGACAGUUAAACUACAUGAAGCCAAAAAUAUACAAGUAGUGAAAAAGCAAAUCAAGCCGCCCAGUCAGAG